AUGGACGCAGCCGCAAAAGCGAGAUUCGAUCUCAUCAGCGACAAUCUCGCUGAGAUUCUCAACCCCGAGCUCAUCGAGAGCAUUCUCGUCGAGGGCCGCAAUCCGCGUGUCUACUGGGGAACUGCGACAACCGGACGCCCUCACACUGGAUACUUUGUCGCUGCGCUGAAGAUCGCCCAGCUGCUCGCUUCAGGAUGCGAGGUCGUCGUGCUUUUGGCGGAUAUCCAUGCCUUCUUGGAUAACCUGAAAGCGCCGCUCGAGCUGGUUGAGAACCGCGCCAAGUACUACCGCAAGAUCAUCACGGCCAUUCUCGAGUCUGUCGGUGUGCCGACUGAGAAGCUGGAGUUUGUUCUCGGUAGCUCGUACCAGAAGAGUCCUGAUUAUGUGAUGGACGUCUACCGGCUGUCCUCCUUGGUUAGCGAACAUGACGCGAAGAAGGCGGGCGCGGAAAUCGUCAAGCAGACGUCGAAUGCGCCAUUGAGUGGUCUUCUCUACCCUAUUCUUCAGGUUCUGGAUGAGGAGUACCUGAAGUGUGAUGCUGAAUUGGGAGGCAUGGACCAGAGAAAGCUUUUCGCGGCUGCAACAGAGUGGUUGCCCAAGAUCGGAUACCGAAAGCGCGCCCAUUUGGUCACACCAAUGGUUGCAGGUCUCAGCGGAGGCAAGAUGAGCUCUAGUGAACAGGAUAGCAAGAUCGACCUCCUUGACCCCCCAGAGACCAUUUCCAAGAAAAUCCGCAAAGCAGAGGCAGCCCCCAAAGUUGUCGAAGAGAACGGUGUUAUCGCAUUAGUCGAAUUCAUUCUCCUCCCGGCGGCCGAGCUCAAGGGCACGAAGGAAUUCCGCGUCGAGCGGAGAGAGGGCGAGCCCUUGGUCUACACCAACAUCCAGCAGCUGAGAGAGGAUUACGCAAACGAUGUUUUGACACCACAACUCCUCAAGGCUGCUGUCACAGCCGCCCUGACCAGCCUGAUGGCACCUAUCCAGGAGGCCUACCAAGCCUCGCCUGAGUGGCAGGAGAUUACCUUGAAGGCCUACCCUCCUCCGGUCGUGGAGAAGAAGCAGAAGAAGGUCAAGGACAAGGGUACUCGUUUCCCGGGCGCUAACAAGCAGCAAGAGCUUCCCGAACGCCCGAAGCAAUAG
This is a messenger RNA of Aspergillus wentii DTO 134E9, 1137 nucleotides long. RefSeq lists its product as uncharacterized. Gene Ontology annotation, biological process: tyrosyl-tRNA aminoacylation. Gene Ontology annotation, molecular function: tyrosine-tRNA ligase activity; ATP binding. NCBI's taxonomy places the organism in Eukaryota, Fungi, Ascomycota, Eurotiomycetes, Eurotiales, Aspergillaceae. Bases 1 to 1137 code for a protein of 378 amino acids. The transcript has 5 exons. The record is from RefSeq and is a predicted model, not a curated record.